This is a messenger RNA of Cadophora gregata, 1058 nucleotides long. RefSeq lists its product as uncharacterized. The record is from RefSeq and is a predicted model, not a curated record. The transcript is spliced from 4 exons. Bases 222 to 1058 code for a protein of 278 amino acids. Gene Ontology annotation, biological process: fatty acid beta-oxidation. NCBI's taxonomy places the organism in Eukaryota, Fungi, Ascomycota, Leotiomycetes, Helotiales, Ploettnerulaceae. Gene Ontology annotation, cellular component: mitochondrion. Gene Ontology annotation, molecular function: enoyl-CoA hydratase activity.
CAACUGCAAUUCUGACACAAACAAGCCUCGGCUUUGCCACACCUCUUGCGGGGUCUCGGUAAAUCCAUUUCAAACGCUAUGCCUUGACGAUCCAUCAACGUCCUGGAGUUCAAGUAAACACAGUACGAAUUACUUUUUGAUCAUUCGAAUACAUCGUACGGUCUUUUCUCAAGAAACAUAUUUGUCUUCUUUGUAAGAUAUCUGGACAGCCGACAACAAAAAUGGCAUCAGAUCUCAAAACCCAACCUCCAUCCUCAGAUGCCUUCCUCAUCUCAUAUCCCGCACCAUAUAUCCUCCUCAUAACAAUCAAUAGACCUAAGGCCAGAAACUCUCUGCCAUACCAAGCACACUGGGAUGCUGAUGCAAUACUGAAUUGGUUUGAUGCUGAACCUUCUCUCCGCGUAGCAAUAAUCACCGGCGCUGGUCCAACAGCUUUCUGCGCUGGCCAGGAUCUCAUCGAGCAAGCAAAAAUCCGGGCUUCGCCACCUCCAGCAGCUUUACGUCGACACCCUCCCUCCGGAUUCGCCGGUAUCAGUCGGAGGGCCGGAAAGAAACCUAUCAUUGCGGCUGUGAACGGAUUUGCUCUUGGUGGGGGAUUCGAGAUUUGUUUGAACUGUGACAUCGUAGUCGCCUCUCCUACUGCUUCCUUCGGCCUCCCAGAAGUGACAGUCGGUCUUUACGCAGGAGCUGGUGGUCUUCCUCGCAUCGCUCGUAUUGCAGGUUUUCAGAUCGCAUCUGAAAUCGCUCUUACUGGCCGUCGCCUCACUCCGCAAGAAGCUCUCUCCUACCAACUCAUCAACCGCAUCUCCAGCAGUCCCGAAACCGUCAUAAAGGAAGCGGUAGAAAUCGCCCAACGCAUCGCAAGUCUCAACCCUGACGCAGUGAUUGUCACGAAAGCGGGGAUUAGAGAAGCAUGGGAGACAGGCAGUGUGGAGGAAGCAUUUAGACGCACUGGAGAGCGGUACGAGAAGGCGCUUUUUGAGAGUCCAAAUAUGAUGAUUGGACUGGAGGCUUUUGCGGGGAAGAAGAAUCCGAAGUGGGUGCCGAGUAAGCUUUGA